Molecule: messenger RNA, 372 nt
Organism: Fopius arisanus
Lineage: Eukaryota; Metazoa; Arthropoda; Insecta; Hymenoptera; Braconidae
Exons: 3
Coding region: 43-372 (109 amino acids)
Source: RefSeq, a predicted model, not a curated record
UCGAUUUAUCACUCAGGAGGACUAGAAGAAUUGGACGUAAUCAUGGCUCUGGUGGCAGCAUUUGAUAAGCAACUUCUACUACUUGUCGCUGAAUAUGAGAUGAUUUGGAGGAAAGAUGAUUCCCCUGACUCUUCCAUUUGGGUGGACGCUGCAUUUAAGCAAAUAGUAAUGCUCUUGAGUCUGGAAUUUCCCGGUCACUUCCCAGAUGAAUAUUUUUUUCUAUCAUACGUGAAACGAAGAUGGCAGAUAUUGAGGAGGUGGUGGUUUCAGCAUCAUCGAGAGUAUACACACACUUCAAACACCUGCCCGUCAGCACGUGCCUCGGAGCGUUGCAAUGCCAUGGCAUUUCUCGUACAGUCAAGCAAUAAUUAA